CUGGCGUGGACAAGCAGAUAUGGCGAGCUCCAGCUGUGAGGGCCACGCGGGCCAGGAGGGGGAGACGUUCCUGUACUUCGCCUAUGGCAGCAACCUGCUGACCGAGAGGAUUCACCUGCGAAACCCCUCGGCCGUGUUCUGCUGCGUGGCACGCCUGCAGGACUUUAAGCUCGACUUUGGCAAUUUCCAAGGAAAAACAAGUGAGAGGUGGCAUGGAGGUAUAGCUACCAUUUUUCAAAGUCCUGGCGAUGAAGUGUGGGGAGUAGUAUGGAAAAUGAACAAAAGCAAUUUAAGUUCUCUGGAUGAGCAAGAAGGAGUUAAAAGUGGAGUAUAUGUUGUAAUUGAAAUUAAAGUUUCAACUCAGGAAGGGAAGGAAAUAACCUGUCGAAGUUACCUGAUGACGAAUUAUGAGAGCGCGCCCCCAUCACCACAGUAUAAGAAGGUUAUCUGCUUGGGUGCCAAAGAAAACAGUUUGCCAUUGGAGUAUCAAGAGAAGUUAAAAGCAAUAGAACCAAAUGACUAUAAAGGAAAGAUCUCAGAUGAAAUGGAAGAAAUCAUCAAAAAGGGGGAAUCGAAACUGUACAGAACAUAACAGGAUCUGAGGAUUUUUCUGUGUGCAGUA
Phodopus roborovskii (desert hamster) is the source of this 622-nucleotide messenger RNA. It is a transcript of the gene Ggct, whose product is annotated as gamma-glutamylcyclotransferase. NCBI's taxonomy places the organism in Eukaryota, Metazoa, Chordata, Mammalia, Rodentia, Cricetidae. Bases 20 to 592 code for a protein of 190 amino acids. Gene Ontology annotation, molecular function: gamma-glutamylcyclotransferase activity. The record is from RefSeq and is a predicted model, not a curated record. The transcript is spliced from 4 exons.